CAGCAACAUACUUUCAAAUACAUAAAUAAUUACAAAUAGUACAUAUUGUAGACGAAAUCUGGCGCGGAAUUGGCAGCUUUGGCAAGUAGGACAUGGGGGACCAGAGGGUUGGCGUGGUGCUGUACGAUGUGACGUAGCAACACAUCCAGUAUACCGGGGGCACCAGAGAUUCGCGGCGAUGGGAGAGUUUCUGGUUGCUUGGUGGGUUGGAAAGAGGAGUUCCCUGCUCGUUGUAUCCACUUGUGCAGCACUGGAAGGAUCCGACAAUGGUAUGAGAGACAUAUGUUUGGCCAAGCAAGGGAUGCAUGUCCUCGCACACUUUCAAGACGCUGGGAAGUGGAAUGGACGAUUGAUUGUACGUGGCUAUCGCUUCCAGAAGGACCGUUUAGGGGGACGUGGCGGCAUGGACUGACUUGUCGGCGGAGGUUUCCUGGACACGGGUGUUUGUGGAGGUCGAUGCUCGUGAAUGGAGUGAAGGGGAAGAGAUUGUCCCAGGUGGCGGAAGGUGGGCCGUUCCGGACGAAGUUUUGCUUUAAUGUCGUCGUCGCACGCGUUGGCCACGGAUGCAGUGGAGAGGGUCAUGAGCGAGGUGUAGUAGCAAGGCACGCACACGUCCACGACGACAGUGACAUAUCGGACGUCGCCAGUCCGAAGACUUACCAUGGUGCCCUCGACUUUGGCUGCUUCGGAGCAAUCGACGCACACGACGUUCCCGCACAUGGCGCAGUUGGACUUGGGAUUCCAGUGGAAAAACGUCUUGCAAUGAUGGCAUUCGAACGUGACCGACGGAUCUUUCCAGUGCAGGCGAUGGCUCAACCGGUCCAUGAGGACAGAGUCCGCCUCUUGGAUGAGAUGCGUGAGCCGAACAACCAUCGCCACACCCACCGCGACGCCACGUGACUGACCGACGCCGAUGAGCCAAGCCAGUUUUU
Aphanomyces astaci is the source of this 932-nucleotide messenger RNA. RefSeq lists its product as hypothetical. NCBI's taxonomy places the organism in Eukaryota, Oomycota, Saprolegniomycetes, Saprolegniales, Verrucalvaceae. Bases 283 to 900 code for a protein of 205 amino acids. The transcript has a single exon. The record is from RefSeq and is a predicted model, not a curated record.